Molecule: messenger RNA, 4491 nt
Organism: Endocarpon pusillum Z07020
Lineage: Eukaryota; Fungi; Ascomycota; Eurotiomycetes; Verrucariales; Verrucariaceae
Exons: 3
Coding region: 1-4491 (1496 amino acids)
Biological process (GO): protein transport
Source: RefSeq, a predicted model, not a curated record
AUGGCCGUGAAAGAGAAUGGGGUGCUGUCAAAUGGUUCUGCUUCGAAAUCUGGAAGCCAGGUCACAAGACAUGCCAAUCGUACAACAAGACCGUCUAAAGGGGCAGCCGCCUGGUUUACCUCCACGAUCAGCAGACUAGUAAUUUGGUAUGUUCUCAUCACAUGCAUUUUCCGAUGCCCCUCAAGUUCGAACGACCUUGGCGAGAGCUCGCCGCAAAUUUGCAAGCCAUAUUUGACGACCGUCUCGUAUCUAUCUCCACAUCUGGAGCCUUAUUACAACACAUAUGCGGCCCCGUAUGUUGAGAAACUUCAACCGUAUACUCAACAGCUGGAUCAGAAAGUAAUAACUCCAGUAACCCGGUUCACCAGAAACAACUAUCAAACGCAUGCUGCUCCACGAAUUGAACUCGCAAAAGCGUUCAGUCAGCAACAAUGGGAGAAGUCCGUACUGCCCCAAGUACAGACUGCUCAGAAGAAGACCUACGAUAUUUAUGGGGCCUCCGUCGCGCCGCAUGUCGAGAAGGCUUCGUCCGUUGUAGGUCCAUACUAUGGUUUCGCCAGAGACAAUGUCCUGAACAUCCAACAGAAGCAUAUCAUGCCAGCUUUGGAGAUAUCAAAACCAUACCUUGGCUCCACCUACGAUGCUUCGCAGACCUUUUUGGUCAAUACCGGAAUUCCCUAUGGGAAGUGGGCCUGGUCAUCCAUAGUCAUAUUUGUUGACGGUACUCUGUGGCCACAAAUGAGAGCUUUGUAUGGUGACAAUGUCAAGCCGCAACUGGUCAUGAUCUCUGAGAGAAUUGCGAAAUAUCAAGAAGGUCGAAAAUUAAAGGCUUCUAUGGAGAAGGUUGAGAGCUCGAUAUCAGCCGCCUCCGAAUCUGCAAGCGAAUCCACCGUUGCUGCAACUCCUGAAAUAAUCCCUGAGACCCCAACCCCGUCCGAAGAGUCUGCCCCUGCAAAGACCACCCUUACUGGUAAGGAACAGAUUGCAGCAGCUCGCGAGCAGGUCGCGACAGAUCUGCAUACUUGGCAGGAAAAAUUCUCGAAGGCCGCCGACAAAGGGUCUGAGGACUUGCAGGAGCGUGUUAAGGAAAUCAUUAAUGGACUAAUCAAGAGCGCGGUAGACGCAGAAGGCCCUGAGCUGUUGACCGCCCUGAACAAAACGGUCGAAAAGGAAAUUACUAAUUUCAAAUCCAAAGUUAUUGAGGUUGUUUCAACCCUUUCGCAUGAGUCUUCCAAAGAAGACGAGGAGAUAGCUGAAAAGGAGAUUCUAGAUUCUAUUCGUUGGAGCGCGAACUCAAUCAGAGAACGUGCAGCCGCUGUUCGCAAGUGGCACACAAAAUUUGAAACCAAUGUUGCGCAGCGGGCAGAAGCUGCAGCAGAUUCUACACUGGAUGUUCUUGAUGGUAUCCGUGACCUUGGUCUACAGGAAAUCGGUAUGAGAUGGGCGUGGAUGGACGGCGUCACCUACAAAGAUUGGGCUAAAUAUCACGAACUCAAGAAACAGUUCGAUCAUUGGCGAGAUGAGGUUCGAGACGUCGCGUCAAAGCAUGAGGUCAUUGAGGAUGCUAAGAGGGCGGGCAAUGUGAUUCUUGAUGAGGCUAUGGUCACUGCACAAACCGCGGCAAUGGAACUGGUGCAUUUAAAAGGAGUGGGAAAAUGGAAAAUACAAGCACGUGACUCCAGCGAUAACUUCGAAUCAAGGGUCAUGCCUGCCGCCGCAGUCUCGGCUGCUUCGAAGGUUGCCGAGGAUAUCAACAACGUUAGCGAAAGCCUUGCUGGAAGCACUCAGAGCACGAUGGAAUCACUAAGUGCAAAGGCCAAUCAUGCUGCUUCAGAAGCUGUCAAAAGUGCUUCCUCGGUCGUGAUGGGUACCAGCCAGGGCAGCGUUGAGUCCAUGGCAUCGAAAGCCACCGAGGCUGCUGCAGGUUUAGCUAGCUCGGCAUCAUCUGCUGUUGUGGGCACCAGCCAAGGUACUGUCGAGUCUGUGGUGUCCAAAGCCAGUCAAAGCGCCGCCGCCAUGGCAUCCGAUGCAUCUGCCGCAUUUGGAGGCGAAUCAAGCUCCGGGGCCCUCGAAAGCGUAGUGGCUUCAGCAAGAUCGGUUACUGACCAAUUAGGAGAUUCGGCAAGCUCGGCGGCUGACUCGAUAGUUUCAGCAGCCUCAUCAGCGAAAGAAGCUGUGUCUCCGUCCUCAUCUGGGAAUGCUGCGUCAUCCGCAAGCUCAAUCGCAUCAUCAGUCUCCAGCAAGGUCUUCGUGGGAGCGAUGGCGCAGGAAGUCAGCGACAGCACCCCAGUCUUUGACGACGUCAUCGACGAAAAUGAGGAAGCCACUUUCUCUGAGAAGGUUCAAAGUGUGGUCAAGGACGCUGGAGAUAGAUAUGCAGAUGUGACGAAAGCUGUGAGCGAGGCGCUUCUUGGCCGAUCUCAAGGCGCAAUGGAGAGCGCAUCUUCUGUGGCGAGUGAGCAAUACUCGAGCGCACUUGCAGCUGCAUCAAACGUGCUUUAUGGUACGACUCAAGGUACUGCCGAAAGCAUUACCAGCGCGGCGUCUGAGAAAUACAGCCAAGCUGUGUCUGCGGCAUCCGCUGCUAUAUAUGGUACACCAGUGCCUGCAAGUCAGUCCCUAGCCUCGCAAGCUAAUUCCGCCUACACCGAUGCUACGAGUCGAGCCCGCAGUCGAUAUCAGCAAGCCAAGUCUAUUGUGUCAGCACAGAUCUCCGGCACGCCCAAAGCUAUUCAUGAGGAGAUGUUCUCGUCUGUCGAGUCAGCUUAUUCUGGUUCCCUAGCCACAGCGAGUGGCAGGUUAGACUCUGCACUCAGUGCCGCUUCUCGACAAUACGCAUCCUUGACAAAUGCUGCUGGGAGCUUUGUUUCGCAUCCGACUCAAGGACCGCUCGAAUCUAUCUCGUCUGUCGCAUCCUCAAACCUACAGGUCGCAUUGAGCAAGGCGUCUGCCCAAUACUCUAGUGCCAAAAAUGCAGUUGGUGCAACGCCGACUCCUGCACAUCAGCAAUAUCUUCAGGACGCCCAGCGAAAUUACUAUGCUGCUCUUGGAGUAGCACAUGAGCGAUAUUCUGAUUUCGUGAACGCUGCCUCAACCGCCAUAUAUGGAAGUCCAACUCCAGCACUUAGCAGCCUAUCCGACGCUGCAUCGCAAGCGGUAUACGGAACGCCUACGCCAGCUCUUAGUAGCAUUUCUGACGCGGCUUCUCGAGCCAUUUACGGGACUUCCGACCUUGCUUACCAGAGUAUCAUGAGUGCCGCGUCUUCUCAGUAUGCUUCUGCUUCUUUAGCUGCUGCCGCUAACAUGGAAGCUUUCAUGUCUUCUGCAAAGUCCGCUGUGGGUGCUACCACAAAAUCUCCUGCCCAGAGCCUAUACGAUCAAGCCUCCUCUCAAUACAACAUGGCACUCUCAGCAGCUUCGUCUUCUUUGUCUGCUGCUGCUUCCGCUGCUAGUUCCGCUGCAUAUGGUACUUCUGCUGGGGUCGUGGAGUCUGCAGCAAGUCAAGCUUCACAGAACUGGGAGGCUUUGGUGUCGAAAGCUAGUGAACAGAUCUACGGCGCACCUACGCCUUUCUUUGCUUCUCUCACAUCACAAGCUGGUGAAUACACUUCGCAUGCUACUGAUGCAGCUGCUCUUCAAUACUCAAAUGUCCAAGCUUUCGUCUCAGAGCUCAUUGUUGGCAAAGAGCCAGAUUUUACGGAGUCCGUCAUGAACCGCCUUAGCUCUGCAUAUCAUACCGGGUAUCAUAUCAGUGUAGCCUUGUCAGCCUCCAGCUUAGCAGGCGAUGCCUAUCAGUCCGCAUCCUCCAUAGCGUUAUCGGUGUCUUCUGUGGCCUCAUCUGCUGCAUCUACAUAUUUCACACCUCCACCACAAAUCGAGUCCAUCCUCGGUGCAGCUACAGAGCAAUUGAAUGCCGCGGUUGAUGCUGCUAGCGUACAACUUUAUGGCACCACUAAGGGGACAAUUGAGCACGUCAAAUUAUCCGCAGCUGAGGCAUACUCUUCUGCUUCAUCUGCAGCGAGUGAGAAGGUCUACGGCACUCAAACGGGAUAUGCAGAAGCAGCCCAAAGUUCCAUGUCUAGCGCAAUCUCCAGUGCGCAAGCGGCGAUAAGCAGUGCGAUCUAUGGAACGCCAACCGGCACAAUCGAGUCUGCCACGAGUGUCGCUGGGGAUACAUAUUCAUCUGUUUCAUCUGCCAUAGCCGAGAAUGUUGCGUCUGCUGGAUCGGUUGCUAGCGGUGCGUACUUAUCAGCAGCGGCAAAAGUCAGCGAAGCCAUCUACGGCCCGGAACAAAGCGCAUUGGAAAGUGCCCAGAGUCGGUUGGCUGCCGCAGUUGAGAGUGCUCAGGCAAGAAUUGCUAAUUUUGCCUCAUCUGCUACCGAUGGUGCGUCUGACGUGGUGGAUGCAGCUAAGACCAAUGUCGAGUAUCUUGCCAGCAGUGUUUCCAGCAUGGCCAGCAGCGUUACUGGUAGAGUGAAGGAUGAACUUUGA